Molecule: messenger RNA, 3088 nt
Organism: Anneissia japonica
Lineage: Eukaryota; Metazoa; Echinodermata; Crinoidea; Comatulida; Comatulidae
Product: protein limb expression 1 homolog
Biological process (GO): autophagosome maturation
Cellular component (GO): cytoplasm
Source: RefSeq, a predicted model, not a curated record
UAAAUGUUGUAGAGGCAUUACAAGAAUUCUGGCAAAUGAAGGCGUCCCGCGGUGCUGAACUGAAAAAUGGUGCUUUAGUUGUAUAUGAAUCUGUGCCCGCAUCUAGCCCUCCAUACGUUUGCUUCGUCACACUUCCUGGAGGGAGCUGCUUUGCUAGUUUUCAGAAUUGUCCCACUAAAGCAGAGGCGAGACGAAGCGCUGCCAAGAUCGCACUCAUGAACUCUGUGUUCAACGAACACCCAUCCAGAAAAAUAUCAGACGAGUUUAUUGAAAAAGCAGUUGUUGAUGCAAAAUCAUCUUUUAAGGGAGGUCCCAAUGAUGACCAUAACCCAAGUACAAGUAUUGGUGCAUUCCGCUUUAUGUUGGACUCAAACAAAGGAAAAUCCAUGCUGGAGUUUCAGGAACUUAUGACAGUAUUCCAGCUCCUACACUGGAACGGUAGCCUAAAAGCCAUGCGGGAACGCCAGUGCUCCCGUCAGGAGGUCUUAUCCCACUAUUCUCAUCGAGCGCUAGAUGAUGACAUGCGUAGUCAGAUGGCGCUGGACUGGAUCUCACGAGAGCAGGAGUCAUCUGGUGCCAUUAUGAGGGAGCUGGAGGUAUCAGAUCAUGAGAUCGAGGCAGCACGUCUGGCUGGGCGAGAGCUCCGCUUCCCGAAAGAGAAGAAAGACAUCUUGAUGUUAGCCUGCAGUCAAAUGGGACCUAUCUAAUCUUAAGCGUUUAUAGAGAGUAUAUAUUUUUUAUUCAGUAUACACGUCCAUUUUUUGCAAGAUAUUUGCUUGCUUUGCUAGAUUUAAAAGAUUAUCUAGAUUUUAACAACUGUACAUAAAGUAUAUUAGUUAAUGCAUGAAAAUGUGUUAAAUUAUUAUAGAGCAGUAUUUAUAUUGCAGUGUUUUCAAUUUUAGAUUGGAUCACUGAAGCGGGGAGUUAUUUUGUUGAGGCAUGGCUAAAUUAAUAAUUCUGGCUUUGGUCAGUUUCUCUUAUUCUGGUACUGGUGGGUGUUUGCCAUAUGGCAGUUAUAUGACCAAUGAUAGUAUAUCAUUUGAACCAAGAAUAAGGAAUACUUUAUUGUCAUUGAUCAACAUGAACAAUGAAAUUUGUUUUGACAUGUGACAUUCGUUGACCAAUGAUAGUACUUCCAUGUACUUAAUGCUAUUGUUUUAGCAAGGGGGGGGGGGGGUGUGCGGAUUUUUCUAAAUGGUACAAUAUUUUGUAACAACAUAUACUGAACACGAAUCAUACCAUUAAUUGAUACUGUACAAUUAUAUUACAUCUAUGCCUACAUGAAAUUGGUGCCCCCCCUCCCCCGCAUUUCAAAAUUCUGGAUCCUUCCCUGUUUACUGUCUGUUCUUUUGCUUUUUGCUUAAACCAGUUUGCCAAACUGGUUGCGGUAACCGUCACAUGCUACGAAAUGAUAUAUGGGAUUUGCUUUCAUAUACAUGCCACAGCCUCUUACAUUCUCUUCUUUACUUCCUCUGCUAACUGACAAAUGAUGCUCAGUUGGAUUUUAAUUUAAAUCGGACUAUGCACAAAUAGUUUUACCCUAAGGUUAUACAGCCAAAUAUUGGGAAUGCUAUUUUGUAUAGCAGCAACUAAUUACAGCACCACAUACCGACAUGCAAUCAGUUGUGUUAUUAUAAAAAUACUUUUUUCUGAUCGCCAAGAUAAUAUUUUUUUUCUACUUGCAUUUUCAUGACCAAAGAUGAAUGUUUGUAAACAAAUCUUUAUGUAACCUGGUUUUUUUUCUUGGCAGUAAAAAAUACAAAAUCUCCCAAAAUAAAAAUAAUAUUUAUCUUGCCAUACAAACAAAGAGUAGAUGCUCUUUUUUGGGUUAGUGGUUGAAAUUAUUUUGAAAAUCCUGUAACAAUUAAUAUGGUAUUGCACAAAUUUGAAUAGGUAGUUAUAAAAUGCAUUAAAUGUAUGUUUGUUUUGUGUGUUUACAUGUGUUUUUUAAUACAAAAAAAUAACCUUGAUACUGUAUGUCUCUUACAAACAAUGUAACAGAUUUUAUUUUAAUGUUGCUGGACACAUUAUGGAUUUUGGUGGUUAGAAUUUAAAAAAAAAAGUUUCGGUAUAAAAGUUGCAUUAAAUAAGUAUUCCCAAUUUAAAACAACAACCCAAGUUAAAUUUUCAGAUAAACUUUUAUACUGUACUGUAUAUUACAGUAUAUUGAUUUAUUAUAAAACAGUGAUUUUGAAUUUUGUUCCUGUAAAUUGUCACCAUUUUUUUUUUCAGACAUGCUUUCAUUUUUGUUUAAACUGUAGUCAGACUUGCUUUAACAAAACAUUAUUCAUACCUUUCCUCUCAUUGGCCAUAAAUCCAUUUGAUCUUUUUUUUUAUUACAAAGGUCCAAGGCAUAAUGUGUUUUGAUAGCAUCUAUUUAUCAUAUGCUGACAGGAUUUUAGUCAAAGAAUCAUUACAGCGCCCUCAAGUGGUGAGAGAGCUCUGUGACCUUAGCUUUUAUGUAUUUCUCAGAAACAGACACUGAAAGUUCUACAAUAUAAAAUACAAUUUUAAAAGUGAAUAGCUGCAUGGAAGUAAAAAAGCCCUCAUUACUAACUACUUGUAAUCCCAUAUCAAUGUUUUAAUGUCUUGUAAUUUGAAUGACUUUCAAAAUUUCUGAAAUUCAUGUCAGUUUCAUUUGAAAUGGUAGAAAUUUUUACAUGUGAAAUGUAUUAGUUAAAAUUUAAUACCUGAAAUCUUAUCUGUUUUGCUAUAGUUUAUUUUUUGUUGUUGUUAUAGUAAUUAUUAUUAUUUUAAUAUAUUUUCCUUGCAUAUCUAAUAAUAUUUAAUUAAUUAUAAUUUGUUUUCCAGAUAGGAUAUCUUUAAUUAGAGCUCUUAUAUUAUGAACUUUACAUUAAAAUUUCAGUUUAAUUUAUCCAGAAUUGUCAUUCCCACCAUCUUGAAAAUUGUCCAGAUGUUAAUUGCAAUACUGUACUUGUUUAAUCAACUAUUUCUUAUUAAAGAAGCUGAUUUUUAAAGAAGUUGAUUAUGAACCUGCAGAAUUAUCUUGUGUUUUAACCCCAUUAUUAAGUAUAUUUAAAAAUACACUUGUAAAUAAUUGUAUGUAGCAGAAUUUCAUGAAAGGAUG